This is a messenger RNA of Otolemur garnettii (small-eared galago), 1621 nucleotides long. RefSeq names its product potassium voltage-gated channel modifier subfamily G member 4 (gene KCNG4). The transcript is spliced from 3 exons. The record is from RefSeq and is a predicted model, not a curated record. Gene Ontology annotation, molecular function: delayed rectifier potassium channel activity. Gene Ontology annotation, cellular component: membrane; voltage-gated potassium channel complex. NCBI's taxonomy places the organism in Eukaryota, Metazoa, Chordata, Mammalia, Primates, Galagidae. Gene Ontology annotation, biological process: protein homooligomerization; potassium ion transmembrane transport. Bases 71 to 1621 code for a protein of 516 amino acids.
GCUGGAAACAGGCUCCCUGAGAUAAGAGGACAGGUGAAUCUAUUGCUUGCCGGCAGGGGCGUGUUCGGCGAUGCCCACGCCUUCCAGAGAGAGGGGCCUGCGUCCCGGACACCAUCACUAUGAUUCCUACACACCUCUGAGUCAGCUCCUGCCUGGCCCCGUGGAGACGCCAACCAUCAAGGGCCUUUACUACCGCAGGGUCCGGAAAGUGGGUGCCCUGGACGCCUCCCCAGCGGCGGACCUGAGGAAGGAGAUCCUGGUGAACGUCGGGGGCAGGAGGUAUCGCCUUCCCUGGAGCACGCUGGACGAGUUCCCGCUGAGCCGCCUGAGCAAGCUCAGGCUCUGCCGCAGCUCCGAGGAGAUCACGCAGCUCUGCGAUGAUUACGAUGAGGACAACCAGGAGUUCUUCUUCGACAGGAGCCCCAGUGCCUUUGGCGUGAUCGUGAGCUUCCUGGCGGCUGGGAAGCUGGUGCUCCUGCAGGAGAUGUGUGCGCUGUCCUUCCGGGAGGAGCUGACCUACUGGGGCAUCGAGGAAACCAACCUGGAGAAGUGCUGCCUGCGGAGGCUGCUGGGGAGGCUGGAGGAGCUGGCGGAGCUGCGCAGGGCCGAGGCGCUGCAGCCGCCUGGGGAGGCCUGCAGCCCCGCCGCCCAGGCCUCGCGCUGGGGCCUGUGCAUGCACCGGCUGCGUGAGAUGGUGGAAAACCCGCAGUCCGGGCUGCCUGGGAAGGUCUUUGCUUGCCUCUCCAUCCUCUUCGUGGCCACCACGGCCAUCAGCCUGUGCGUCAGCACCAUGCCGGACCUCCGGGCCGAGGAGGACAAGGGGGAAUGCUCUCAAAAGUGCUACUAUAUUUUCAUCGUGGAGACUGUCUGCGUGGCCUGGUUCUCCCUGGAGUUCUGCCUACGCUUUGUCCAGGCCCAGAACAAGUGCCAGUUCUUCCAGGGGCCCCUGAACAUCAUCGACAUCCUGGCCAUUUCCCCAUACUACGUGUCACUCGUGGUGUCUGAACCCCCAGAGGAUGGUGAGAGGCCCAGCGGCAGCUCCUACCUGGAGAAGGUGGGGCUGGUGCUGCGUGUGCUGCGCGCGCUGCGCAUCCUCUACGUGAUGCGCCUGGCCCGCCACUCGCUGGGGCUGCAGACGCUGGGGCUCACUGUGCGCCGCUGUGCACGGGAGUUCGGCCUCCUCCUCCUCUUCCUGGGCGUGGCCGUCACCCUCUUCUCCCCUUUGGUCUACGUGGCAGAGAACGAGUCUGGGAGGGUCCUGGAGUUCACCAGCAUCCCUGCCUCUUAUUGGUGGGCCAUCAUCUCCAUGACGACGGUGGGCUACGGGGACAUGGUCCCGCGCAGCGUGCCAGGCCAGAUGGUGGCCCUCAGCAGCAUCCUCAGCGGCAUCCUCAUCAUGGCCUUCCCGGCCACGUCCAUCUUCCACACCUUCUCCCACUCCUACCUGGAGCUCAAGAAAGAGCAAGAACAGCUCCAGGCCCGCCUCCGGCGCCUCCAGAACACGACCACCGCCAGUGACGGAGAGCUCCUGGGCGCCACCACAGCCAGUGAACACGAACUCAUGAAGGAUGUCGACGACCUGACCCUGGAGAGCCCCGCUUCGCCCGUCCUGCGCAUUUAA